CAGCGAGCCGGGCAGCAGAACUGUAUUCAUCACUGGCUGCAGAUAGAGCAGCCCACACUCUCCUGGACUAACUCAUUCAUCAGCUUGGAUUAUUCUUCACUGACCCACAUUUUAGCUCCGCAAUGACAGUCCGAGCCGAAGCUUCCGGACCCACAUUAACGUAUUCAAAGAUGAGGGGAGUUGUUGCAAUACUCAUCGCUUUCAUGAAACAGAGACGAAUGGGGCUAAAUGACUUCAUUCAGAAAAUAGCCACCAACUCCUACCCGUGCAAGCACCCUGAAGUUCAGUCUAUUUUGAAGAUCUCCCAGCCUGAAGAGCCUGAACUUAUGAAUGCUAAUCCUUCCCCUCCACCCAGCCCAUCACAGCAGAUCAAUCUUGGUCCAUCAUCCAACCCACAUGCCACGCCAUCAGACUUUCAUUUCUUAAAGGUUAUCGGAAAAGGAAGUUUUGGAAAGGUUCUCCUUGCAAGGCAUAAGGCAGAAGAAGAAUUCUAUGCUGUUAAAGUACUGCAGAAGAAAGCAAUCCUGAAAAAGAAGGAGGAGAAACACAUAAUGUCAGAGCGCAAUGUCCUGCUGAAAAAUGUGAAACACCCUUUCCUGGUUGGGCUCCACUUUUCUUUCCAGACUGCAGACAAAUUGUACUUUGUCCUUGACUACAUCAAUGGUGGAGAGUUAUUCUACCAUCUCCAGAGGGAACGUUGCUUCCUGGAGCCAAGAGCACGGUUUUAUGCUGCUGAAAUAGCCAGUGCACUGGGUUACUUGCACUCUCUGAACAUAGUUUAUCGGGACUUGAAGCCAGAGAAUAUCUUGCUAGAUUCUCAGGGGCAUAUUAUCUUGACUGACUUUGGACUCUGCAAAGAGAACAUAGAACACAAUGGCACUACCUCCACAUUUUGUGGCACACCUGAGUACCUUGCUCCUGAAGUUCUUCAUAAGCAGCCCUACGACAGGACUGUUGACUGGUGGUGCCUUGGAGCAGUUUUGUAUGAAAUGCUUUAUGGACUGCCCCCCUUCUACAGCAGGAACACAGCAGAAAUGUAUGACAAUAUUUUGAACAAACCCCUGCAAUUGAAACCAAAUAUUACCAAUUCUGCUAGACACCUUCUGGAAGGCCUGUUACAAAAGGAUAGGACAAAGAGAGUUGGUGCUAAGGAGGACUUUAUGGAGAUUAAGAAUCACAUCUUCUUCUCCCCAAUUAACUGGGAUGAUCUCAUUAAUAAGAAGAUUACACCUCCUUUUAACCCAAAUGUGAGUGGUCCGAGUGAUCUGCGACACUUUGACCCCGAGUUUACAGAUGAGCCAGUCCCCAACUCCAUUGGCCAAUCUUCAGACAGUAUCCUCAUUACUGCUAGCGUCCAGGAAGCUGCUGAAGCGUUUCUGGGCUUUUCGUAUGCCCCACCCAUGGAUUCUUUCCUGUGAACAUUUGUUUUCCUUUCUUCUUGAUUUUUAAUUAUCAUAUUGGCCUUCUGGCUGAGCUGCCAGUUGACCAGUCAUCUUGAAACAGAAUUUGCACAUCUCCACCAUGGCAGCUUUGUAGCCUUAAUUUCAACUACACUGUUUGCUGGAUGCUUUUUUUUUUUUGAUCAGCACAUAACUCCUCUAAA
Molecule: messenger RNA, 1603 nt
Organism: Trachemys scripta elegans
Lineage: Eukaryota; Metazoa; Chordata; Testudines; Emydidae
Product: serine/threonine-protein kinase Sgk1
Exons: 12
Coding region: 123-1418 (431 amino acids)
Biological process (GO): protein phosphorylation
Molecular function (GO): ATP binding; protein serine/threonine kinase activity
Source: RefSeq, a predicted model, not a curated record